Molecule: messenger RNA, 1113 nt
Organism: Penicillium canariense
Lineage: Eukaryota; Fungi; Ascomycota; Eurotiomycetes; Eurotiales; Aspergillaceae
Product: N5-glutamine methyltransferase family protein
Exons: 2
Coding region: 1-1113 (370 amino acids)
Biological process (GO): methylation
Cellular component (GO): mitochondrion
Molecular function (GO): methyltransferase activity; nucleic acid binding
Source: RefSeq, a predicted model, not a curated record
AUGCCACGAAUCCCCACCGCCACGCUCGUGAGGGCCUAUCAGGAGAACUCUCUUCUACCUCUCCUCCUCAAGGAAUGCCGAUCCCUAGACUCAGCUCGCAAUGAGCUUCGGUGGCUCCGGGAACGCGCACUACGCGACAGCCCGUCCUCCUCCCGUCUCGCGCCUGGAGCACGGCUAGGAUGGAGAACGCGCCUACGAUCAAUGUGCCGCCAGCGCUCGCAAGGGGUUCCCCUGCAGUAUAUCCUGGGGGAUCAACCAUUCGGAGACCUGGAGAUACUCUGUCGACGGGGCGUUUUAAUCCCAAGGCCAGAAACAGAGUCAUAUACAUAUGAAGCCGCCAGGCUAGUUCGCCAGAUGGCGCUGGAGGGCGGCGGCAACAGCACAGACCCAACCAGCGCGACGAGGCCGCUUCGCAUCCUUGACCUCUGCACAGGCACCGGCUGCAUAGCGCUGCUCCUGCACGCGCUCCUCGCCCCACACUUCAAGCACAUGCAGAUUAUAGGAAUCGAUCUCAGCCCCAUAGCAUUGAACCUUGCGCGAAAAAACCUCGACCAUAACGUCCGACGAGAAGCCCUGCAUCGCCGAGCCCGCGCGGACAUCCAAUUCCACCGCGCAGAUGUUCUGGGUCGCAAGGCUAGCUCCAUCCCAGCUGUGGAAGAGAUUCUAUCCCACUAUGCGCUCAAAUCCGGUCUAGCCGAUAUAUCGGUCCCCGCGCCCAGGAUAGACCUAUUGAUCUCCAACCCACCGUACAUCUCGACGUCCGAUUUCCGCAACGGAACCACUGCGCGAAGCGUUCGGCUCUUUGAGCCACGGCUGGCUUUGGUACCUCCCGUUGGGUUCAUGGGGCAGGAUGGUGAUCGGUCAGAGGAUGUUUUCUACCGGCGCAUCCUAGACCUAUCGCUCAAGGUGCACGCUCAGGUCACGGUUCUAGAGUGCGGAGAUAUUAUGCAAGCUGAUCGCGUCGUUGAGAUGCACCGGACCAUGACUGGGGGGAGCCGUUGUAACUUUAACGUGGAGGUCUGGCCUACAACAGAGCAGGAUCUCGCUGCCCACGGGUUCCAUCCUCAGGAUGGAUCGCGAUGUGUGAUUAUCCAUGGGGGGAGGGACGGGUGA